Molecule: messenger RNA, 1530 nt
Organism: Theobroma cacao (cacao)
Lineage: Eukaryota; Viridiplantae; Streptophyta; Magnoliopsida; Malvales; Malvaceae
Source: RefSeq, a predicted model, not a curated record
AUGUAUGAAGGUCAAAACACAAUAUUCAGAGGCCAGGUUGCUCCAGAUCAAAAGGGUAUAAAUGAUCCGGAGUUUGGUGCUUAUUGGUAUGGUGAUAAUUCAGGCAAAAAUUUCAAAGGUGAAGAUGCUCCUUCGAACAAAGGUGUAAAUGAUCCAGAGUUUGGUGCUUAUUGGUAUGGUGAUAAUUCAAACAAAGAAUCCAAAGGUGAAGAUGCUCCUACAAACAAAGGUGUAAAUGAUCCAGAGUUUGGUGCUUAUUGGUACGGUGAUAAUUCAGGCAAAGAAUCCAAAAUUGAAAAUACUCCAACCAACAAAGGUGUAAAUGAUCCAGAGUUCGGUGCUUAUUGGUAUGGUGAUUCAAGCAAAGAAUCCAGAGGUGAAAAUGCUCCAUCAAAUAAAGGUCCAAAUGACCCAGAGUUUGGUAAUUAUGCUUAUGAUUCUGAAUAUAAAGGUUCAGUGAAAGAAUCCAAAGGCGUAAAUGAUCCAGAGUCCAGAGGUGAAAAUGCUCCAUCAAAUAAAAAUCCAAAUGAUCCAGAGUUUGGUAAUUAUGCUUAUGAUUCUGAAUAUAAAGGUUCAGUGAAAGAAUCCAAAGGCGUAAAUGAUCCAGAGUCCAGAGGUGAAAAUGCUCCAUCAAAUAAAGGUCCAAAUGACCCAGAGUUUGGUAAUUAUGCUUAUGAUUCUGAAUAUAAAGGUUCAGUGAAAGAAUCCAAAGGUGUAAAUGAUCCAGAGUCCAGAGGUGAAAAUGCUCCAUCAAAUAAAGGUCCAAAUGAUCCAGAGUUUGGUAAUUAUGCUUAUGAUUCUGAAUAUAAAGGUUCAGUGAAAGAAUCCAAAGGAAACAUAAAUUCAUCGGGGAGAAAGAGUAACACUGACAAUACCGCUGUGAAAGAAACUAUCUAUUUCUUUCCAAAGGAUCUUCUCCCUGGUAAGAAGGUGAAUUUACCAAGACUCGUACAGAAAAGGGACAGGGGUACGUUCUUGCCACACCAUAUUGCAGAGUCAAUGCCCUUAUCAAGCGACAAGUUACCAGAAAUUUUGAAGAACUUCUCGCUGAAAACUGAAUCAAGGGAUGCUAAUAAUGUGAAAAUAACAGUUAAGAAUUGUGAGAGGGCAGAAAUGAAAGGAGAAGAAAAAUACUGUGCCACAUCAUUAGAAUCUUUUGUCGACAUGAGUGUUUCAAUGCUUGGAAAAGAAAUCCGGCUGCUAUCAAAUGAGCUUAGAAAAGAAACGAAAAACCCAUUGUUUACAAUUGCUAGGGGAGUGCGAAACAAGGGAGACAACGAUAUAGUGUGCCACAAAAUGAAGUAUCCAUAUGCGGUAUAUUUAUGCCAUUCAAUCAAGAAAACAGCGGUCUAUAAAGUUCCAUUGGUCGGCACAGAUGGGACAAAAGCAAAUGCAGUGGCGGUUUGCCAUAAAGAUACAUCAGCUUGGAGCCCAAACCACAUUGCCUUUAAAGUUCUUAAAGUUAAGCCAGGAACUGUCCCCAUUUGUCAUUUCCUCGGUAGAGAUACCCUCGUCUGGGUUCCCAACUGA